This is a messenger RNA of Vigna umbellata (rice bean), 327 nucleotides long. RefSeq lists its product as uncharacterized. NCBI's taxonomy places the organism in Eukaryota, Viridiplantae, Streptophyta, Magnoliopsida, Fabales, Fabaceae. The record is from RefSeq and is a predicted model, not a curated record.
AUGGCCAUAUCUGAUGUGGUGGCGCGGAACCUCACCACCAUCUUCCUUGCGCUAAUGGCCUCUUUUGAGGCCUACGGAUUUAUCUGCGGCCACAGCUUCAACGGCGCUUAUCUCCUCGUCGUCUCCACCGCCGCUGUCAUUCUCAUCCUCCUCACCACGCUCACGUGGGACGUAUCGCGCAAAGCAACCUGCGCCUUUCACCGCGACCACCGUGACAGCCGGGAGGUGUGCAAGGGAGGUAUCUGCUGGCACGGCGUGGCGCCCCGAUCGCCAGCUUCUCAGGUCCGUUUCAGACUCCCUCGCCAGCUUCCCUUAGCCCCUUUGUGA